GAUCACUAUUUUUUGGGAUGCACGUGGCGCCAUCUAGCGCCUACGACCGCGAACUCGCUUGGCUCCAAUAUCUGCGGCAAAAUCGUUUGAGUAAAAUUUCAUAGUUAGACAGCAAACAUGCUUGCAUCGUUCACAAAGAGAAACGUGUUGCAACAACUGUUUCAAGUAUGCCGUUGUGGGUCUACCUCUAGCACAGAAUCAUGCAACACGUUCGAUCUGGUCAUCGUCGGAGGUGGUAUCGUCGGUUGCGCCACUGCUCGAGAGAUGUUAAAGAGACACCCGGGGUUGAAAAUGGCAAUCGUCGAAAAAGAGAAUGCCAUCGCGAGGCAUCAGACAGGGCACAACAGCGGCGUCAUCCACGCCGGCAUUUAUUACAAGCCAGGCUCUCUAAAAGCAAAACUGUGCGUGGAAGGCUCAAAACUAGUCUACGACUAUUUAUGCAAGAAGGAUAUUCCCCACAAAAAAGUUGGAAAACUCAUAGUAGCUCAGAACAAAGAGCAGGCCAAAAGAUUAGAUGACUUGUACAGUAGGGGAAUUGAAAAUAAUGUGCCGGAUCUGCAGAUGGUCGAGAAAGAUUGUAUAUCGAAAUACGAAGCUAAAUGUCUAGGUGAAAGAGCAUUGUGGUCUCCGUGGACGGGUAUAGUAGAUUGGGCGUUAGUUUGCAAUCAUUUUGCCAAAGAUUUCGAGGAAAUGGGUGGGAAGAUAUAUGUAAAUUACGAAGUCACCGGGUUCACGCAGAUGUCCCAAUGCAAUGAGAAACAAGAAUUGACUCCGAUUUUGAUUAAUUCCAAGAACAAAUGUAUACCUGCGAAAUACGUUUUAACUUGCGCCGGACUGCAUUCGGAUCGCCUAGCAGUAAUGACGGGAUGCGACGUCAGUCCACGAAUCAUUCCGUUUCGAGGAGAAUACAUGCUACUGGUUGAGGAUAAAAAGCAUUUAUGUACGACGAAUAUAUAUCCCGUCCCAGAUCCCAGGUUUCCAUUCUUGGGUGUUCAUUUCACGCCUAAGAUCAAUGGUGAAAUAUACCUUGGCCCGAACGCGGUGCUAGCACUGUCAAGAGAAGGUUACCGGUGGUGCGACAUAAACGUUAAAGACUGUAUAGAAAUGAUAAAAUUUCCUGGCCUGUACAAGUUCGUUUUCAAAUAUUUUAUACCGGGAUGUAAGGAAAUGAUUACAUCGAUCUUUUAUCCACUCGCGGUUAGAGAUUUAAAGAAAUUCAUUCCCGAGGUCACGUGGAGGGAUGUAAAAAGGGGACCGGCGGGUGUCAGAGCACAGGCAAUGAACAGCGAUGGUAGCUUGGUGGACGAUUUUGUUUUCGAUUCAGGAAAGGGUGCCGUCGGUCAGAGAGUGAUCCAUUGCCGUAACGCGCCGUCCCCCGCUGCUACCAGCAGUAUGGCAAUCGGCAAGUACAUUGCGGAUAAGUUAGAGAAGGAUUUCAAGUUCUAACGACUCUAGCGAUUAGACAGAUGGGUAUAAAAUUUGUUACGAUAACACCGACGAGAAUAAUCUGGUUCAGGAGUGCCUCGCUCGAGAGUAAUCCUCAUAGAUGAUUUUGCAAUAAAAUUAUACAACUUUUA
Messenger RNA from Ceratina calcarata, 1577 nucleotides. RefSeq names its product L-2-hydroxyglutarate dehydrogenase (gene L2HGDH). The transcript is spliced from 8 exons. Gene Ontology annotation, molecular function: (S)-2-hydroxyglutarate dehydrogenase activity. Lineage: Eukaryota; Metazoa; Arthropoda; Insecta; Hymenoptera; Apidae. The record is from RefSeq and is a predicted model, not a curated record. The coding region runs from base 118 to 1446 and encodes 442 amino acids.